This is a messenger RNA of Entamoeba dispar SAW760, 306 nucleotides long. RefSeq lists its product as uncharacterized. NCBI's taxonomy places the organism in Eukaryota, Evosea, Mastigamoebida, Endamoebidae. The coding region runs from base 1 to 306 and encodes 101 amino acids. The transcript has a single exon. The record is from RefSeq and is a predicted model, not a curated record.
AUGAAUAUACCAAUAGAAGACCGCGUAGAUGCAUGUCGCUUAGAAGAUGUAAGUGUUAGUUUAUUAUCAAGCUACUUUAUAGAUUUAGACGGAAUAGAAGAGUUAUGCGAAAAUAUGAAAGAUUUAUACAACAAAGAACAAAUAUCCACACUCGGUGAUGAAAAGUACUUACAAUUAAUGGAAAAAGAAGCUUAUUUAGUUGAAGAUUUAGCAAUAACAUCAAUGAGAUUCUUAAGAGAAUACAAAAAGAUUAUUAAUAUAAUGAAAAAUUGUUCUACAAACAAAAGAAAUCAAGACAUUAAUUAA